AUGGUUCGAGUUAAACUCACGAAGACGAUACCAGGCGACAAGUUCGGCUUUGUGAAUCAAGCACCGUUACUUGGGGCAGCAGUGAUGGGAGGCCCGACUUGCCUCGAGGUGAAUGGUGUUAAGCUGGACUUGAAGGAGAUGAGGGAAGCGCUGAAGACAGACAGUGUCGACAUGGAAGUGUACGUGCCUAUUGAAACCUGA
This is a messenger RNA of Perkinsus marinus ATCC 50983, 201 nucleotides long. RefSeq lists its product as hypothetical. The transcript has 2 exons. Lineage: Eukaryota; Perkinsozoa; Perkinsida; Perkinsidae. Bases 1 to 201 code for a protein of 66 amino acids. The record is from RefSeq and is a predicted model, not a curated record.